Molecule: messenger RNA, 2331 nt
Organism: Dictyostelium discoideum AX4
Lineage: Eukaryota; Evosea; Eumycetozoa; Dictyosteliales; Dictyosteliaceae
Gene: repD
Product: transcription factor IIH component
Exons: 1
Coding region: 1-2331 (776 amino acids)
Biological process (GO): nucleotide-excision repair
Cellular component (GO): nucleus
Molecular function (GO): hydrolase activity, acting on acid anhydrides, in phosphorus-containing anhydrides; helicase activity; 5'-3' DNA helicase activity
Source: RefSeq, a predicted model, not a curated record
AUGAAAUUUUAUAUUGAAGAUCUUUUAGUAUAUUUUCCAUAUUCAUAUAUUUAUCCAGAACAGUAUAGUUAUAUGGUAGCAUUAAAGAGAUCAUUAGAUAAUGGUGGACCAUGUAUAUUAGAGAUGCCAAGUGGUACUGGUAAGACGGUAUCAUUGCUAUCGUUAAUUUCAUCAUAUCAAGUUAAAAAUCCAUCAAUUAAAUUAAUUUAUUGUUCAAGAACAGUGCCAGAGAUUGAACAAGCUACAGAAGAGGCUAGAAGGGUAUUACAAUAUAGGAAUUCAGAAAUGGGGGAAGAGUCACCUAAAACGUUAUGUAUGUCAAUGUCGUCACGUCGUAACCUUUGUAUUCAACCAAGGGUAUCGGAAGAGAGGGAUGGUAAAGUGGUCGAUGCCCUCUGUAGAGAGUUGACAUCCUCAUGGAAUAGGGAGUCACCCACGAGUGAAAAAUGUAAAUUUUUCGAGAAUUUUGAAUCUAACGGAAAGGAAAUCCUACUAGAAGGGGUGUAUUCAUUGGAAGAUCUAAAAGAGUAUGGAUUAAAACAUCAAAUGUGUCCAUACUUUUUAUCAAGACAUAUGUUGAAUUUUGCAAAUAUUGUUAUAUUUAGUUAUCAGUAUCUUUUAGACCCAAAGAUCGCCUCAUUGAUAUCAUCAUCGUUUCCGAGUAACUCGAUUGUGGUUUUCGAUGAAGCUCAUAAUAUUGACAAUGUUUGUAUCAAUGCCCUAUCAAUCAAUAUUGAUAAUAAACUGUUGGAUACGAGUUCAAAGAAUAUAGCGAAAAUUAAUAAACAAAUUGAAGAUAUUAAAAAAGUUGAUGAAAAGAGAUUAAAAGAUGAAUAUCAAAGAUUAGUUAAUGGUUUGGCAAGAAGUGGUUCAACAAGAGCUGAUGAAACAACUUCUGACCCAGUUUUACCAAACGAUGUAAUUCAAGAGGCUGUGCCAGGCAAUAUUAGAAAAGCCGAGCAUUUCAUAUCACUAUUGAGAAGAGUUGUAGAUUAUUUAAAAAGUAGAUUAAAAUCACAAAUGCUACUAAGUGAAUCACCAUUGGCGUUCCUACAGGGACUCUACCAUGCCACCCAAAUCUCUUCGAGAACUUUACGAUUCUGUUCAUCAAGAUUAAGUUCAUUGCUUAGAACAUUGAGAAUCAAUGAUGUGAAUCAAUUCUCUGGUAUAUCAUUAAUCGCUGAUUUUGCAACAUUGGUUGGUACUUAUAAUAACGGAUUUUUAAUCAUCAUUGAGCCUUACUAUCAACGUCAGAAUAAUACAUAUGAUCAGAUAUUUCAAUUUUGUUGUUUGGAUGCUUCGAUUGGUAUGAAACCAAUUUUCGAUAAAUAUAGAUCAGUUGUGAUCACAAGUGGUACUUUGUCACCAUUGGAUAUCUAUACGAAAAUGUUGAAUUUCCGUCCAACCGUUGUUGAACGUUUAACAAUGUCAUUAAAUAGAAAUUGUAUUUGUCCAUGUAUUUUAACAAGAGGUAGUGACCAAAUUUCAAUAUCAACCAAAUUCGAUGUUAGGAGUGAUACAGCUGUCGUUAGAAAUUAUGGGGCAUUAUUAGUUGAAGUCAGUGCUAUAGUACCCGAUGGAAUCAUUUGUUUUUUCACUUCCUAUAGCUAUAUGGAGCAAAUCGUAUCGGUUUGGAAUGAAAUGGGUCUGUUAAAUAAUAUUCUAACCAAUAAGUUAAUAUUUGUUGAAACUUCAGAUCCUGCCGAAUCAGCAUUGGCAUUGCAAAACUACAAGAAAGCAUGCGACAGUGGUAGAGGUGCCGUACUACUUUCAGUGGCAAGAGGUAAGGUGUCUGAGGGUAUCGAUUUCGAUAAUCAGUAUGGCAGAUGCGUCAUUCUCUAUGGCAUACCUUACAUCAAUACCGAGAGUAAGGUAUUACGUGCACGUUUGGAAUUCCUUAGAGAUCGUUAUCAAAUUAGAGAGAAUGAAUUCCUAACUUUUGAUGCAAUGAGAACUGCUUCUCAAUGUGUUGGUAGAGUCAUUCGUGGUAAAUCCGAUUAUGGUAUCAUGAUCUUUGCUGAUAAACGUUACAAUCGUUUAGAUAAACGUAAUAAAUUACCACAAUGGAUCUUACAAUUUUGUCAACCUCAACAUUUAAAUCUUUCAACUGAUAUGGCAAUUUCACUUUCAAAAACUUUUUUAAGAGAAAUGGGUCAACCAUUUUCAAGAGAAGAACAAUUAGGUAAAUCAUUAUGGAGUUUAGAACAUGUUGAAAAACAAUCAACAAGUAAACCACCACAACAACAAAAUUCAGCUAUAAAUUCAACUAUUACAACUUCUACUACUACUACAACCACGACUUCUACAAUUUCUGAAACACAUUUAACAUAA